AUGCCAUCACCAUGUGCUGUUUGUGAAAUGCCGUCCAGCGGUUUACAUUUUGGUGUUUCCUGCUGUCGAGCGUGUGCGGCUUUUUUUCGACGUACCCUUUCCUUACGGCUGAAGUACAAAUGUCGCUUCUCAAGAAUGUGCGAAGUCACUCAAAAAAAACGCUACUCGUGCCGAUACUGUCGUUUCGAGAAAUGCCUUAUGGUUGGAAUGAAGAAAGAAAAUUCAGUGGUGCAAGCAGUGAAUUCGAUCGAUCCAUGGGAGAACCCCAAGGCGUCGUCCUCCAAUCCCGGUUCCAAUACGGUAAGAUUUUUCUCGAAAAUCAAACCAUCUGAGGUUUUAUUUCUUCAGUCCUACUCAUCGUGCUCGCCACCAGAGCCGUUGUAUCGUAUCCCUGCCAUCGUACGGAACGAAAAUUAUCAACAAGCUAACGCUAUAGCGGUCUAUGGAAGCAGCCCCGGCAACUUCGACUUUCAUAGUAACGCCCAAAUGAUUCUCAAAGCAAAAAUUGAUGUACUAUUCGACAUGGUAAGAAGCUGA
Molecule: messenger RNA, 537 nt
Organism: Haemonchus placei
Lineage: Eukaryota; Metazoa; Nematoda; Chromadorea; Rhabditida; Trichostrongylidae
Source: the annotation of a GenBank genome assembly